AGCACAUGUGAGACAUCAAAUGUGAAAGACAUAGGAUGCAACACGCUGGAGGAACACUGAGCAACACAUCCAAACACUAAGAAUGAGUGAAAUCCCUUUAGAGUUUGAGCUUCAUACAUCAGUCCAGCCAUCUUCACAGGCAGAAUCUGAUGGACAGUUUCAGCCUCCACCUCUGUUUCAAUGGCCUGAGCCCCAAGAUCAACAAAACCAACCCCACCCUGACCUACAAUCACCAGAGUCUAACCCUGAGUACCCGCACCAAGCAAAAUCAGCGUUGAAAAACCAUCAAAGGCUGCUGCUCCUCGUCCUGGGAUUCUCCUUAUGUGCCGCCAUUGUGGGAGUUAUUUACUACAUGCAUCAAAAUCUUCAAAACAGGAGAAAUAAUCUUGCAAACACUGAGACCCCAUGUGUCUCUCCAGCCUGUCAGAGGGCCUCUGCCCGUCUGUCCAUGUCGGCGGAUCCCUUCAAGCAGCCCUGUGAUUACUUCUUGUUCAUGUGUGGGUCUGACAGACUUUCAGCAGACAGUGGAGGGAGGCAGAGGGGUCAGGGCAUCCCUGGACAUCCACAGAACAAGAAUAAAAAGGCAGUGUGGCCAAAGAGAGGAGAGGAAAAUAUAGCAAGAGAAGACAGAGGACUAAGAGAGGAGAAAAUACUGGACAGAAAAACUACACAGCUGCAAUUUCUCAAGGAGAUUUUGGAAUUAAAUGAUGGACAGAACAGUACAGCGGUGCAGAAGGCCAAAGGAUUUUAUCGUUCCUGUUUGGACACAAAAUCCAUAGAGACUGCUGGAGCAGAGCCCUUCCUAACUCUAAUCAAGAAACUAGGCGGCUGGGCAGUUUCAGGAGGGUGGAAUAACACAGAUUUUAAUGCCACUCUGAGUUUGCUGAUGAGGGAUUACAGCACUUUCCCAUUCUUCAACCUCUAUGUGGGCAAAGACCCAAAUGACACUUUACAUGGGACAACCAAAAGAUACAUACAGAUAGAUCAGCCAGAUCUGUUGAUUCCCACUGAAUGGAACAGCAAGACGCAGAAGUCUCAAGCCAAAACAAAGACAUUACUUCCAUUCUGGGCAUCAUGUCAGAGGUACUUGGCUCUAUUGGGGGCCCCGCCCAGCAGCGCCAUGAUCCACUUGGGCCCGUUCAUCUCUAUGUCCUCUGAGUUUGCUGUGGCAGCCGCACCUCUGCACUAUCGCCUAUCCAAAGGGCAGCUACAUAAUCGCAUGACCAUCAAACAGCUACAGAGCCAGGCUCCUGCCAUUGAUUGGUUGGGCUGUCUGCAGGCUGCUUUCCAUCCACUGCCUCUGACUGAAGAUGAUCCUGUCCUUCUGCAUAACUUACCUUACAUUGUGCAUAUGUCUCGCAUCAUUGUCAAAUGGCUGAACAAGCAGGAGCUUAACACCAGCCCACUUCAUACUUAUAUGUUCUUCAAUCUGCUGCACACACUGAUGCCUGCUCUGGACUCCAGAUUCUCUGAAACAGUGAGGAAUGUGUCUGUGUCUCCUGGUGACAGUGAUGGAGUAGCUCCUCGCUGGCAACACUGUGUGUUAGAGACAGAGAAAGGAUUUGACAUAGUUCUUAGAGACCUGCUAAGUAAAAGGACAGCACACAGAGAGGCAGAGGAGAUCAUCCAAAAUACAUUUUCCUCCUUCAAAUCCAAGCUACAUGAACUCAGUUGGACAGAUCAGGAGACCCACCAGCUUGUCAUGAAAAAGGUUCAGUCUUUAAAACCAAAACUUUGGACGACAAAAGAGGAGCCGGGAGAGGCUGAGCUUGACCGGCUUUAUUGUAAGGUCAUGGUCAACACAGAUAGCUUCUUCUCAAACUACGUUCAGCUACUGUCCUUGUGGCAAAAGAGACGAACUAAGCUCUUGGCUCAGCAGUCUGACGCCCCUGAUAUUCUGUCUGUCACACCACUCCUCCAGGGUGAUGAACUUCUCUUUCCAAUGGGAAUGUUUGUUCCUCCUCUGUUUGAUCCAACCUACCCUCGGGCGAUGAAUUAUGGUGUGAUAGGUUUCCUUAUGGCCAAAGAUAUACUGCAUUUGCUUUUACCUGACAUUUACUCUCAGAGUGAAACAGUGCAUGCUGUGGGAGAAUGUGUUUGGGCUCACUAUCUCACAGUGGCAGAAAAUGCAGGAAGAGGAGGGGGGGUUUCUCUCUCAGCGGUGCAGCAGCAGGAGGUCUGGGUGCAGUAUUCUGCACUGCAGACAGCACUGCAGGCUUAUCAUCACAGUCUAAAGGAUCAUCCAAAAGACACUUCUAUCUCGGGAAUAUCGCACAUUCGACUGUUUCUCACAUCGUUUUCUCAGCUCAAAUGUGACUCAGACCCAUACAGAGAAUUCAUGCCCCUGGAGCCAUCCUUCUUGAUUUCUGUCAUUUGUGCCACAUCUGAUCUGUGUCCUACAAGCUUACAGUGCCCCAAUAAAACCCAGCAACAUUCAUUACAAGCAUGCGGAGCAUAGCCCUGAGGGACGAGAGGGUUUCUGUCAACCUUUAACAUAAUGCACAUUAAGCUCAAUGUAUAUGCUGGAAAUCUGUUGUUUUACACAGAUGUUUAUUAUAUUAAUAUAAAGAGAGGACUGACAGUAUUUUCAAAACAAGACACCUGUUUUUUUUGUCUGCAGUUAUGGUUAAGAUGUUUGCAAUCCCAUAGAUUGUAUAAACUGUUCAAA
Molecule: messenger RNA, 2668 nt
Organism: Notolabrus celidotus (New Zealand spotty)
Lineage: Eukaryota; Metazoa; Chordata; Actinopteri; Labriformes; Labridae
Gene: kel
Product: Kell metallo-endopeptidase (Kell blood group)
Exons: 18
Coding region: 83-2458 (791 amino acids)
Biological process (GO): protein processing
Cellular component (GO): plasma membrane
Molecular function (GO): metalloendopeptidase activity
Source: RefSeq, a predicted model, not a curated record